GCGGGCGGUUAGGUCUGGCGGGAGCCUUUCCUUCACUGGCCCGCCUACUAUGACGAUCACCUACAGCUGCAUUGCAAAUGGCCGAGCGGUCCUAGCCGAGCUGGCCCUAACCGGCGGCUCUUAUCAGGAAGCAGCUGCAACAGUGCUUAAACUAGUGCUUCUUAGAGCUGAACCAAAGACCAUAAUUCAUAUGGGAAGCUUUGUCUACCAUACUCUGUUUAUUGAUGGAAUCACUUACCUAUGUGCUUCAGACAAUACCUUGGAUACCAUAACACCAUCUGCAUUUCUUAAAAAUGUUAGUGAGACUUUUCUGAGAAAUCCUUUGAUGGCACGAGAACAUUUUUCUCCUUCAAAUGCAGUCGCUGCAGAUUUUCAACAAGUAUUAGGAAAGUAUAUGAUGAAAUACAAUAAAAAUCAAGAUGACAGCUCGAUGUCCACACUGAGGAGUCAAGUGACUGAUGUAAAAAAUGUUCUGACCCAAAAUAUUGAUAAAAUUUUGGAAAACGAGGAAAGAUUGAAUAUCUUCUCUGAUAAGACAGCUAAUCUGCAAACAACUGUACUGGAUAUUGAACCCAGGGCCUUGUGCAUGCUAAGCAUGCGCUCUACCACGUGAGCUGUAACCUCCAACCCACCUCCUUCUUGUUUUGUAGAUUAAGAUGAACAAAUAGAGGUUCUAAUAUUAUGUUUCUGUUUUCCAGUGAAUCAUUUUACACAACCUCCUGGGAUGCUUAAUCCCAUUUUGGAACCCUCAUUCUACAAUAUAUACAUAGAAAUGGAAUUGCUGGAUCUUAAAAUAUGUGCACCUUUAAAUUAACAAAUAUUUCAAAAUUGCUUUCCCAACUGUUGUGCCCAUUUAUACUUCCAUCAGUAUCGUAUGUGAGGUCCUGUUGCUCCAUAGCACCUUGCCAAUACUUGGGAUUAUGAGAUUAUAAUUUUUAACAGUUUUGUAGGGGAAAAAAAAUAAUUAUUGUCUUAAUUUGCAUUUCCCUAAUUUUGAAUGACAGUGAGCGAUUUUUGUGUUUAUUAACCAUUAGAUUUUCUUUUGUGAAUUGUCUAUUGACAUCCUUUGCCCAUUUUGCUAAUGGGCUGCCUACCUUUUUAAAUACUUUGUAGUUAUAUGUAUAUAAUACUAAUUUUAUAACUAUUAAAGAAUGAAUAUAUAAUUCUUCAUCCUAAUAGUUAUGUAAAGUGUAAAUAUAUUCUCCCAACAUGUGGCUUGAUUUUAACUUUGUGUGUAGUCCUGUUAGGACUAAAGUCUAACUUUCAUGUAGGCAAAUAUAUUAGUCUUGUUCUUCAUAGUUACGCUUUCUGUGUCUUGUUUAAGAAUGCCUUCCUUUCCCCAGGUUAUAAACAUACUCUUACAUUGUCUCAAAAGUUUUUAAUUCUGCUUCUUAAACAUGGAUCUUUAAAACAUCUGAAAUUUUAUUUUUGCAUAAAUUAUGAGGUAGGUCAGAAUCAAAUUUUAUUAUUUUCUGUAUAAAUAACCAGUACCCUAAACAACCAUUUUUCAAUUGAAGAAUAGUCAGUUACAGUAUUGUGUCAAUUUCCCAUAUACAGCAUGUUUCAGUCAUACAUAUACAUAUAUAUAUAUUUCUUUUCAUGUUCUUUUUAUUAUAGGUUACGAGAUAUUGAAUAGUUUCCUGUGCUAUAAAACAAAUAAUCAUUUAUUGAAUAGCUCAGCCUUUCCCAUCUGAUUUGUAAUGCCAACCUUGUCACAUGCAAUGUUUUCGUAUGUAAACAGUUUUUAUCUUUUUCGAUUUUUAUGUAUUAUAUUCUACUGGUCUAUUUCUAUGUUUUUGGACCA
Vicugna pacos (alpaca) is the source of this 1804-nucleotide messenger RNA. The record is from RefSeq and is a predicted model, not a curated record. Lineage: Eukaryota; Metazoa; Chordata; Mammalia; Artiodactyla; Camelidae.